Spinacia oleracea (spinach) is the source of this 1808-nucleotide messenger RNA. RefSeq names its product AT-rich interactive domain-containing protein 5. NCBI's taxonomy places the organism in Eukaryota, Viridiplantae, Streptophyta, Magnoliopsida, Caryophyllales, Amaranthaceae. Gene Ontology annotation, biological process: regulation of transcription by RNA polymerase II. The record is from RefSeq and is a predicted model, not a curated record. Gene Ontology annotation, cellular component: nucleus. The transcript is spliced from 14 exons. Gene Ontology annotation, molecular function: DNA binding. The coding region runs from base 233 to 1519 and encodes 428 amino acids.
AAAGAGAAUUGUAGUUGUAAGCAACAUUUUGCUCUUCAUUUCACCCUUUCCAGUUUGCAGCUUUCCAUCCAAAAAUCACUACGCUCAAAUUCCCUUCAUUUUCCCCCAAUUUGAGAACCAAAUAAGAAAAUACAGAGAAAAUAAUUUCAGGAAAAUCGAAAGUUUCCCAGAAAUCGACCCCAGAAUCUGAAGAAACCCCAGAAAAGAGUUACUCGACACUCGCUCUUAGUUAAUGGGCAGGAGUCAGUGUGAGAUGGAUGUGGAUGAUGGUCCUGAGGAAGAACCUGAGCUUGAAGAAGGUGAUUCACCUGAACAAAACCCAACCAGCCCUCAAGCUAAUGGGAAUGGCAACAAUGGGAAUGGUAACGAGAAUGGGAAUGGGAACGAAAACUUGACUAAGCGGAAGCGUAGUGGCAGUGGCGGCGGCGGUGGUGGUGGUGAGGAGCAAGAACCGAAUGGAUCAUCUGAUAAUAAGACUCAAAAUGGUGUUGGUGGGGAUUCUACUACUCCUAGGUCUUCCUCUGGGAGACCGUUGAUUAAAACGUUUCACGAUGCGAGUGGAGGGCGCUCUAGCAAUGGUGUUAAGAGGCUUAAGGUGAUUGAAGAGGAUGAGGAGGCUGGAACUAAAGAAGAACAAAUCGAGUUCAACAAAGAGCUUGAAGCUUUCUAUAAGGAAAGAUACUUGGAAUUUAAACCCCACAAGUUUUAUGGGGAGCCGUUAAAUUGCCUGAAGUUAUGGAGAGCGGUGAUUCAAUUGGGUGGAUAUGACAGGGUCACUACAUACAAGCUGUGGCGGCAAGUUGGAGAAUCUUUUCAUCCGCCCAAGACGUGUACUACAGUUUCUUGGACAUUUCGAAUUUUCUAUGAGAAGGCACUUCUGGAGUACGAAAAGCACAAAAGAGAGAUUGGUGAGCUUGAAUUCCCUGAUGCACCAAUCCCCGAGCCUACAUCGGCUGAAAAUGAGGGAAAUGCUUACCAAGCUGGUUCAGGAAGGGUUAGGAGGGAUGCUGCUGCUCGUGCAAUGCAGGGUUGGCAUGCUCAGCGGGAUAUUGGAUUGGGAGAGGUAGGGGAGCCCAUUAUCAAGGAUAAGAGCAUUAAUUCUUCACAAAAGCGUGAAAAACAUCUGAAAAACAUUGGUGUGAAGCAGAAGAAACCCAGUAAUUUAGAGCUUGCAGAAAAUGAGACGCCUGAAGCAAACAAACAGAUGGUGCCAACAGUUCUGGAUGCCGGUCCCCCGGCUGAUUGGGUGAAAAUCAAUAUCAGAGAAAGUAAAGAUUGUUUUGAGGUUUAUGCGUUAGUUCCUGGGCUUCUUCGUGAGGAGGUACGCGUUCAGUCAGAUCCUGCUGGGCGUCUGGUCAUUACUGGUCAGCCAGAGCAGCUUGACAAUCCUUGGGGCAUCACUCCGUUUAGGAAGGUUGUUAUAUUUCCGGUGAGGAUAGACCCACUACAUACGUCUGCUGUUGUAAGCUUGCAUGGCAGGCUCUUCGUCCGUGUUCCUUUCGAACGGUCAAGUACCUGAACAGGGUCGGGUCGGGUCACCUGUAUGCAGAUUCUAGGGUUUGUCAUUAGUUUGUCUAAUUAGGGAAGUAAAAAGGAGCAGAAGCUGCAAACGACUUUUGGGGGAAGAAUUGGAAUUAGAGAAUUGACUUUUGCUGGUGUUCUUAGGUUAGGAAAAUUUAAGGGUGAUUUCUGAUGAUUUCUUUUCUGUAACUCCAUGGCUUUCUACUUUCUAGUGACUUUUGUAGCUGUACAAGUUCUAAUUUUGUAAAUUUUAGUUGAUGAAAAUCAAUUAUGUUCAUUGUUGAUUA